GAAACAUAUGAAUUUUUGACAAUGUGAAUAUUUAAAUCAUCAGGGAACUACAAACGAAAACAAUGCUAACAUUCCACAAGGUUCUGGUCAGAACGGAUGUCAUAAAGGAAAGAAAUAAGCACAAGUGCUGAUAAGGAUGUCAGAAGAACACCCCAUACAUGCUGCUAAUGGGAGUGGAAAGUGAUACAGCAACUGUGAAAAUAGGUGUAUUGUCUCCCUCUCCUCUAUCCUCUCCGUGUUCAUGAGAUCUAUACAUCUUCUAAGACCCUGGAGGCAUCCAGUUCAAUGACAGUUCAGAAAGUCAUGGCUCAGCUUUUCAUUUUAGAAAGAUUUGUACAAUGAGCAGAUUAAUAUUCUCUCCUGGGGUCAAAUUCUAUGUUUUGUGGGAACCUGAGAAUCAUUACCUAACAGCAGUGCAUGUGGGAAACAGAGGGCUGAAAAAUGAGCGAAGAGACGAGAGAAGAUGGUAAAAACCAGCUCAUUCUUGUAGAAAGCCAAAGAACACUUCUAUUGGCCAAGAAAAAACGUGGAAGGGAAUAUUUAUACCUCAGCAACCAUCAAUUUCUGCUUUCCUAAACAUUCCAUCAGAACUGGUUUUGCUUCUUCCAUUUCUCUGCAAACUGCAAAUAAUUAUGGAUAAGACAAAUGAAUACUUACUUAAAUUUAAAGGAUAUAAUUUUGGGAAAAGCAUUGUGAACAUCGAACACUUAGAAACUAUGGAAGACUUUGAAAUUAGAGAUGACGAUGUCUUCAUAAUCACAUAUCCAAAAUCUGGUACCAUCUGGACUCAACACAUCCUCAGCUUGAUUUAUUUUGAGGGCCACCGGAACAGCACUGAAAACAUGGAAACAGUGGACAGAGCACCCUUCUUUGAGUACAAUAUUCAUAAUUUAGACUUUGUCAAAAUGCCAUCACCGCGAAUCUUCACUACCCAUCUUCCAUAUUACUUAGUGCCAAAAGGUCUCAAGAAGAAAAAUGCUAAAAUUCUUUAUAUUUACAGAAAUCCCAAAGAUGUUUUGACCUCAUUUUUUCAUUUUUCAAAUUGGGUGGUUACCUUAGAAGCUACAGAUACCAUUGAACAUUAUCUGGAAAAAUUUCUAGAUGGAAAAGUUUUAGGAAGCUGUUGGUUUGAUCAUAUUAGAGGCUGGUAUGAACACAGACAUGACUUCAACAUUAUGUUCUUGAGCUAUGAAGACAUGAAGAAGGACCUUAGAAGCUCAGUGCUUAAAAUCUGCAGCUUUCUGGAGAAAGAGCUGAGUGAAGACGAUAUGGAUGUUGUGGUGAAACAAGCUGCAUUUCAGAACAUGAAACGUGACCCACGAGCAAAUUACAAUAAUGUUAUGCAAAAUGAAAUUGGGGCAAGAAACAAAGGCUCUUUUCUGCGUAAAGGUACCAUUGGAGACUGGAAACGUCAUUUGACUGUGGAGCAGAAUGAAAGAUUUGACAUGAUAUUCGAGAGGAACAUGAAAAAAAUUCCCUUGAAGUUUAUCUGGGAUAUAAAUGAAGAAUAGAAUUCUAAUGUUUUAUAACAAACAUAAAAGUUCAUUAAGCAAUAGGCAUACUUUUGUAUCAAUAGUGAUAUGUUUCUGUAUGUGAAUCAUUGAAUGGUAAACUUUAUAAGGAUCAAGGUGAAUAAACUAUGCCUGGGUAAAUUGUAA
Molecule: messenger RNA, 1658 nt
Organism: Mesocricetus auratus (golden hamster)
Lineage: Eukaryota; Metazoa; Chordata; Mammalia; Rodentia; Cricetidae
Product: amine sulfotransferase
Exons: 10
Coding region: 633-1511 (292 amino acids)
Biological process (GO): sulfation
Cellular component (GO): cytoplasm
Molecular function (GO): sulfotransferase activity
Source: RefSeq, a predicted model, not a curated record